Truncatella angustata is the source of this 1221-nucleotide messenger RNA. RefSeq lists its product as uncharacterized. The transcript has a single exon. Gene Ontology annotation, molecular function: glycosyltransferase activity. The coding region runs from base 1 to 1221 and encodes 406 amino acids. The record is from RefSeq and is a predicted model, not a curated record. NCBI's taxonomy places the organism in Eukaryota, Fungi, Ascomycota, Sordariomycetes, Amphisphaeriales, Sporocadaceae.
AUGGACUACCAGAUACCCCAAGGGAUGCACGCCAUCCCGUCGGAACUUCUGGACCUCCGGCCUGAUUCGGAGAUUGAUCAAGAUCUGCUAAACCCCAAGCCCGUCACCGACGAGAAGAACAUCUGGCUUUUCUGGCACAGCGGCUUCAGCAACAUGCACCCAUACACGCGGCGCAACGCGCGUGCAUACCAUCGACGGCUCUCCAAGCUCGGCUGGGUGAUACGGGUGCUCGACAGACUGCCCAACUCACCCCUCAACGUGGCCAACUUUCUCGACACGACGGAUCCGGGGACCUUCCCCGCUGCCUUCAGGAACGGGACGAUCGGCGGCGAUCACGCUGUCCAGCACACGUCCGACCUGGUUAGAUGGCCACUGCUGCUGCGGUACGGGGGCGUGUAUGCCGACGUGGGCAUGAUGCAGAUCGGGGACCUGGACCGGCUGUGGAACGAGACGGUGGGGAAUCCCGAGAGCCCCUACGAGGUCCUCUCGUACAGCGGCGGGGAACCGGAGGCGAUGACGCUCACCAACUAUUUUCUCUGCUCGAACCGCAACAACCCGCUCUUUCUGCGCGCGCACAAGCUCUUCCUGGCGCUGUGGGACGAAGACGGCGGGAAGGCCAGCACGGAUGGCAUGCGGCAUAGCCCGCUGCUGAAGGGCGUGCCCUGGAUGAAUUAUAGCGGUUCUUUCACGGAGAAUGGCAUCACGUAUGGCCCGGCGGAGGUAACGGCCAUGCUGACGGACUACAUCAUCCAGGGUCAAGCUUUGACGAUGGCCAUGGCGAUCGAGGAUCCCGAGGACGGCUGGAACGGCCCCGAGUACGUGGCCACGCAUGUUUACGGGAUCGAGUUCAUGGUGGGAGGACAGCUCAUCAACGAGUAUACAGCCUGGGAUGGCACGCUGGCAUACAAUCUAAUGUCGCUGCCGCUCCCGCGUGACGGGGAGGCGGAAAGUGAACAGCAGGCCAAAGCUAGAGAGAUUGUGGAAGGCUGCUUAUCGAGGAGUUUUGGUUUCAAGCUGGCGACUGGUCUAAUUUUAAGGGUGAAGGGUGACACGCUGAGCUCACUCUGGAGGAAGAACCCGGGAGCCGAUGAUAUUCCUGGCACAUAUGCACAUUGGUUACGACAGGGAAUGAUUUACUGGACUCAAGACAAGGUGCCGCCGACGGUAGAAUGGAAGGCAGUGAAACCAUUCAAGACAGGGCCUUUGCUCAGGGCAGAGUAA